Molecule: messenger RNA, 711 nt
Organism: Aphanomyces invadans
Lineage: Eukaryota; Oomycota; Saprolegniomycetes; Saprolegniales; Verrucalvaceae
Product: peptidyl-prolyl cis-trans isomerase
Exons: 1
Coding region: 15-623 (202 amino acids)
Biological process (GO): protein peptidyl-prolyl isomerization; protein folding
Cellular component (GO): intracellular membrane-bounded organelle
Molecular function (GO): peptidyl-prolyl cis-trans isomerase activity
Source: RefSeq, a predicted model, not a curated record
CUUAACUGUCGACCAUGUCAUUCAAAGCGCUGUGUGUGACGCUCCUCGCGGUUCUCGCCGUCGUGUCGGCGGCGGGCCCCAAGAUUACGCACCAAGUGUUCUUUGAUAUUACGAUCGGUGGCCGCGAUGCCGGACGUAUCGUCAUGGGUUUGUACGGCAAGACCGUCCCGAAGACAGUCGAAAACUUUCGUGCAUUGUGCACUGGUGAAAAGGGCCUCGGGAAGACGGGCAAGGCUUUGUGGUACAAGGACAGCACGUUCCACCGCAUUAUCCCGGACUUUAUGAUUCAAGGCGGUGACUUCACCCACGGCACGGGCACUGGCGGCGAAUCCAUCUAUGGCGAAAAGUUCGAAGACGAAAACUUCAAGCUGAAGCACGAAGGCGCGGGCACGUUGUCCAUGGCGAACGCAGGCCCCAACACGAACGGUUCGCAAUUCUUCAUCUGCACUGUCAAGACCUCGUGGUUGGAUGGCCGUCAUGUUGUGUUUGGCCGUGUUGUCAGCGGGAUGGACGUGGUUAAAGCCGUCGAAAAAGUCGGCGCCGGGUCCGGUACUCCUUCGCAGAAGGUUGUCAUCAAGGCCUCUGGCGAAUUGGCUGCCGACGAGUUUGUUACGGUGGAGUAAAUAGCGUGCCGCAAAUGACACUGAAAAGUGAACAAGCAAUCCAUUCGAAACGUGUGAUCGUACAAUUCUUCAUCUGUUAGUCGAACGA